CGGUCACAAGAUUGAUCUCUGAUUCACAUCAAUGAAGCAGGAUAAAUCUUUUGUUUGGCAGUAAACAUCUUCAGUUAUUUUAUGUUUGGAACAUUGCUGGUAAUGUCAACAUCUCCUUUCUUUGAACUGAGAGUAUAAUUCAUCCAUCUGAGAAUAAAGUGAGAGACAAUGUUAAUAACUCAACUGAAACUUGCUAUUUCAGGACUAAGAGGAAGCUGAAACACUUAAGUUGAGCAUUAAUCGUAGGUCCUUUUACAAGGUGAGAGAGAAGGUGACUUGUUCUCUCAAGGAAAAUAGAAGAUGACGGAAUGUGGACAAAGUUCAAUGUAAAGCAAGGAGAGAUUUUCUCCUUAGUGCUUCUACUUUUAAACUUUUUCCAUAAACACCCUGAACGCGUUCUGGACAUGUGCCAACCUUGAAUAUCUAACUUCUUUACUAACAACGUCACAAACCAUCUACGUUCUGUAAUUUCAGUCCCUACCAGUGCAGGUCUGAGUCACAGUGACUUUGUGAAAGGGCUGACCAUUGGCCACCUGUUGAUGUUUAGGUCCAAACUCCUCCCUUCAGAAUAUAACUGUCCACCACACAUUAACUAUCAAUUGUUCACUAUCCAACAAACUCAAGCAGAGCAAAGAUACUUUUUUCCAAAAAGUUUUUUAAGCCAUUAAUUAUUUUCUGCCCGUGCCACCUGAAUUAACGUUCCAGGUGGUGUGAAGGAGUCGUCUUUGCAGCAUGAGCGGCAUGUAUCAGGAGAUUAUGGCUUUUGUUUUAACUAUAUCGGGCUGGAUACUGGAGUCUUCCACCGUGUCGAUGGACUUCUGGAAGGUCUCCUCAGACGAUGGAUCUGUCAUUACCACAUCUACUUUCUGGGCCAAUCUGUGGAAGCACUGUGUGACCGAUUCGACAGGGAUCUCCAGUUGCAGAGAUUUUCCAUCAAUGUUGGCUCUGGAUGGUUACAUUCAGGCUUGCAGGGGAUUGAUGAUUGCAGCCAUCUGCUUGGGUUUGUUCGGUUCUGUGCUUGCCCUCGUAGGAAUGAAAUGCACCAAAGUUGGAGGAAGUGACGAGAAUAAAGCCAGGAUCACCUGCUUUGCUGGUGUAGACUUUAUUCUUUGUGGCAUCUGCUCACUUUCUGCCUGUUCUCUCUAUGCACACCGGAUAACAACUGAGUUUUUUGACCCAAUGUUUAUGUCUCAGAAGUAUGAGCUGGGAGCUGCUCUCUUCAUCGGCUGGGCCGGUGGUAUCCUCUGCAUUCUGGGGGGCAGUGUCUUCUGCCUCUCAGUUGCAGAUUCUUUUUCAAGAAGCCACAGUCAGGCGAACUAUAUCUACAGAGGCGCUGCCUCACAUUCGCACAUCACCGCUUACACCAGAGGGCAGACGAAGCCUGUAAAGGAAGGGCAUGCUGCAGAUAACAGCAGCUCCUCCAGGGUGCAGCACUUUGAUAAAAAUGCAUAUGUGUAAGCGAGUUGAAUCCAAAUCUUUUAAACCUAAAGUCCUUGGUGGACUUUUAGGAGUUUUAUCUUCCGCAUAUGAGAAGUGACAGCAGCAGCGGUGGGCUCAGUCCAAUAGCAGCGGAGGUCACUGAAACAGAUUUGUGGCUCACCUGCAUUUCGGUUUUAAAUUUUUGAUUUUUUUUUUCUUCAAGGCAAAGUACUUAAAAUGUUUUCAAACAUGGUUUACUCAAUCUUUUCUUGUUUUUAUGCCCUUUUAUAUGUUCUGAAUAUAAAAACAUGAAAAGCUUAGACCAAAAAUGAGAUUGUUUGAUCAAAUAUGGUCAUAAUUCUCUGUGUAUUUCUAUGAAACUUUAGAAUUUUUGUUACUUUUAUUUGCAUUUUGGUUUAGUUGCUUGUACCUGUAACAGUAUCAAAGCCAUAAUGACAAAUUUAGAAACUGUAACAUUUGAUACAUUUGAACAGUCAUUGUGCAUUUUUAUUUGUUUAUAUCAAAAUAGCUAAAAAAUAUUGAGAUCUGAUUUUGUUCUAGUAGUUUUUCCUAAAGACAUUUCAACCCUUCUUCAUUGAUUUUUUACAAUCUCUGCAAAUAGAAACAUUAAUACUACAGUCAUUAAAUCUUGGACUUGCGUGAUGGAGCAGUUGUCAGCACUAGUGCCUUGAAAUAAAAAAGGUCAAGGGUUCAAAUCCUGCAUCAUGGGCUUUUCAACAUGGAGUUUGUAUGUUUUUCCCUUGCAUGUGAGGAUUCUUCAUGAGUAUUGUGAGUUCCCUGUCCAGACCAAAAACAUGGUAGGUUAUGUAGCUACUUCAAAUUUCCUGUAUAUAAGUAGGGAUAGAAAAUUACACAAAGUAUUUUAAGUUGACUCCAUCACAGACAGUACAACACUUGGAAGUGGUGAUUAGUGAGGUGGCAGUCUUUUUUUUCCUUUGGUUAAACAAUAUAGCACCUUGAUGAUGUAGUAAUUCUGGCUGUUUAUUUGCCCUUCUAAAAUUUUGUAACCCGUCUAAGCAAUAGUAAAUAUGGUUACUUUACAAUUUACAAAAUCUCUUUACAAUUUUAAUGUCUUAAAUGCCUUGAGUGGAGAGAAACACAUUGAUGCUGGCAUGUAUUCCAAAUAGCAGUUAGCGACACACAGUAAUUGAUUGGUAGACUUUUCAUAAAAUAGCUUAAGAAAUCAGAUUUUUAAUAAGCACUGACCGAAAAUUGUUGUCAAGUGUGGCAUUGUCAAAGAGGAUAGAAAUAAAAAAAUAACACAAAACUGU
Xiphophorus hellerii (green swordtail) is the source of this 2711-nucleotide messenger RNA. Its product is annotated as claudin-10. Gene Ontology annotation, molecular function: structural molecule activity. The coding region runs from base 733 to 1458 and encodes 241 amino acids. The transcript is spliced from 5 exons. Lineage: Eukaryota; Metazoa; Chordata; Actinopteri; Cyprinodontiformes; Poeciliidae. The record is from RefSeq and is a predicted model, not a curated record. Gene Ontology annotation, cellular component: bicellular tight junction; membrane.